This is a messenger RNA of Monosiga brevicollis MX1, 2333 nucleotides long. RefSeq lists its product as uncharacterized. Lineage: Eukaryota; Choanoflagellata; Craspedida; Salpingoecidae. Gene Ontology annotation, molecular function: metal ion binding. The record is from RefSeq and is a predicted model, not a curated record. The transcript is spliced from 6 exons. Bases 1 to 2052 code for a protein of 683 amino acids.
AUGGACUGUCCCCUCCGUCACUAUGCCGAUGAGCGAGACCGCACCCACCAGCCUUGCUAUUGGGAAACCCAGCCUUCUGGCUGUACCCGCCCCAAUUGCCCCUACCUUCACAGCAAACCGCGUGCUAUUGCACGAAACACAUUGAGCCAGACGUCGGCGACAAACGGUCGUGCCUUCCUACCCGAGGCGGACUAUAGGCGGCAGAAUGCCAUCUUUACGCCCGGAAUUCAGCCCCACCCCAAUGCAGCGAUGGUACCCCCAGCGCCCAUGCAGUUCCAGACGCCACAACAGCUCCAAAAGGAGCUGAGGCUGCAGGAGCAGCUGCUCGAUAUCCGCCGCCGGCAACAGCAACAGAUGCAGGAGCGUCAGCGACAGCAGCAAGCCCGGCAAGCUGCGCAAAGUGAUGCACAGCGUCCCUCCUCUUCAGUCGCCCCAACCACCAAGAUCUCUCUAUCCGCCUUGGCGCCGAGCGCCCACCACACGCCCGCAACUGCUACUACGAUUUCAUCCACACCAGCAUCAGCACGGCUGGCCACACAGCCCGCACAACCCGUACAGCGCAACAAUUCCAUCUUUGAUCGCCUCAGCUCCAAGAAGGCUUCAGCUACGACAUCUCAUGUGACCGAUGCGCCUGCUGUGCGAACCGCCCCACCUGUAUCAGCCACAACUACGGCAGUCGAACAAGGGCCAGGCACAGUUCGCAUCAAUGGUCGCUUGCGACACAUCGAGCACAACAUUCGCCGCCACGACGAAGCUGCUCUGCAACAAUCAAACAAACAAGGUUCAUUGGUCGCCGCUUUGAUCGCCAAGCAUUCCGAUUCACCCCCUCGCACCACCACCACCGCGGUGGUGGCGCCAGCAACCUCGACCAUACUCGCGCCACGUCGCUCCUCCGCCCAGCCACAAGUGUCCACCCCCGCAACUGCACCCUCCACGGUGCCUGUCUCGAAAACAACAGCCAAGAGGUCUUCCAUUUUUGAUCGGAUUAAGGGCCCGGGGGCUACGUCCCCGGCUUCCCAACCGCAGUCGCCCUCUCAGCAACCCAACAACGCAAAGGGACAACCAGUGCAGAGUCAGCGCCAUCAGCAGCCACAGGGCCGCCAACAACCGGCUCGCGUUACCGCGCCGAACCAGAAAGAGGCCUCAUCUCAGAGUACUAUUCGUGCUAAUCGCGUAGCGGCUCCGAAGAAGAGCACGUCACCGCCGGCGGCGGCAACGCACCGGUCAUUGGCCCCCUCCAAGGAAGCCCGUCCCGCCAAGCGGGCCAAGGGCGAUGGCAGCACCACCGCGGUUGCCAACGUUAUUCGUGCAGUUGCCAAAGCGUCGAGCGAAGCAGCUCAAGCAAAACGAGCCGCCGAUUCUGCCCAGGCACGUCGCAAGAGUGCUUCUCCUUCUCUUCGAACACAGGCCGUCGCAAGUGGGACCAAACCGACUGUGACGGCCGGUCGCGCUGCGGGCAGUGCAGAGUCUGCUGUUUCAUCAGCCAAGCGCGCUUCUAGCCACCCGCAGCAGACUCCCUCCAGCACAUCCGUGGCUCCGACUCAGCCCAACAAAAGUGCAUCAUCAUCUGCUGAGCCCCCCGCCACCAAGGUCAAGCGCGCCGUACCGGCUCCCGUGUCAAUUUCAAAGCCAACCCCGCGCAUGGCACCAACCACCAACGCCACUGCGCCCAAACCCAUUCCAGCGACCACUGCGAAGCAACCCGGGACCACUCCAACACGCGCAUCUUCUUCCUCUGGUCCUGGCGCCGAGGCGCGCAAGACGCCCGUGACAGCAUCGCCCAGUCCUUCUUCAGCGGCGACGUCUGCGCCUAUGAACGCACAGGCGCUGAUGGAAGAGAUGCGUCAAGAGGCUUUGUCUGCGGGCAAAGACAACGAGAAGAUUUACGAUGAUGACGAUCUCGAGUUGUUGCUGGAUAAUGAUUCAAUGCCUUCCACUGGACGCCGCAGCUCCGUUCGAAAGUCGUCCGAAACAAAGCCUACAUCAGACUCGGAACCGCCUGCUCUUGAUAUGGACAACGAGAUUGAUCGCUUGCUGAGUGAAGACUUUUGAGGCUUCUGCGGCGCAUGUUGUUGGAACGAGUUGUGACUUGGCUCUGUUGCAUGUUUGCUGUUGUCUCGUGUAGUUGUGAUGCGUGUUGCUUUAGCAUGGCAGGCUUGGGAACCUCGUGCAACGCGCGUGCCCUGCCUUGCUCCUGCUCUCCAAGUCCGUGUAGUUAGCCCUUGCACUUCCUCCCUUUUUUUUCUUCUUCCUCGUGUGCUUGUGAAGUGAAGCCGCUUAUUUGCCGAUUCAUCCUUUUGAGUGAUUUAUAACAAGUUGAGGGGUCGAAUUUC